This is a messenger RNA of Spodoptera frugiperda (fall armyworm), 3563 nucleotides long. RefSeq names its product zinc finger CCCH domain-containing protein 13-like. The record is from RefSeq and is a predicted model, not a curated record. Bases 96 to 3434 code for a protein of 1112 amino acids. Lineage: Eukaryota; Metazoa; Arthropoda; Insecta; Lepidoptera; Noctuidae. The transcript is spliced from 3 exons.
UUUCAAAAUUCAGUUCGGAAGCGUCCGCCAUCGGUACACUUCCAACCAAUUCAUCGCGAAAGGAAGAAAACUACACCAAACAGCACACAGUUACUAUGAAUAACUGGCGUUUACUACUACUUGCGGUAGUCGCGGUUUUUCAACCUAUCACAUCUUUCACCGAUCGUAACCUCAUUGAUGGAAGGCAGCAGUGUUGCGAUCGUCUUUCACCAGCUCUGCUUCGAGAUACGAGGUCUCCGUUUGAUGGAACAAACCGGCUCGCCAAAACUUCUUCUGUUUUAAGACGUCUGAACGAUCGUGAGGACAUUCAUGAAGACCGACGGUAUGAACUGAAGCAACGCGACUACAGUCGUUCUGUGACAGAGAGACCAUCGAUAAAUAACAGAGAAAGAGUUUUACGACUAGAACCCUCUGUUACAGUCAGGGCAUCUCUUGAGUCACGGGUGGACGGUCGAGAGAAUUCCUUUAGUCGUGGACGGCUUCUAGAUGUACAACGGCAGGCAGCCGCUCGAUCUGCUGGAGACCUAACACGUAAAAUUGUACUUCGUACUUCUAGGAAUGCCGUAGAACGCCGAGAUGACAGGAUUUCCACCGAGUCAACACACGAUAGGAUGUUUAGAGAUGAUCACCGAACUGGACGUAAUCUUCAACGAGAAACACAAAGGGAACAAUUCAGAUACGAAGAUCGUAGACUCGCCCGGAACACACUUCAACCUGAAAGCAGUAUGAUUAAUCGACGUGUUACAAGGGAGAGGCUUAGUGUGACCCGACGUGAAGAUUUGCAACCCAUUCGCGAACAGAUAUUUGGAGAACGCCGAGAUAUCAAAACUGAAGAUCGACGCGAAAUGAGGCUAUCUGCACGAUCUUUUGACUCAGAAAGUCGAAAUAUCCGUGAACUCAGAGACGAGUCCAGGGCAACCCGAACUGCUGAUGAAGAGCGACGACAUGCUCGCGAUAUGAGGAGUGUGCCUGGACUGAGUCGAUUUGUUAUAGCGGAACGACGAUCUACUGAUGAAGAACGCCGAAAUACUCGGGAAAUGAGGGUCGUUAUUGAUGAACGCCGAAACUUCCGUGAUACGAGGGUGGAACUUAGAUUAAGCCGAUCUGCUGAUGUAGAACGUAGAAAUUCCCGUGAAAUGAGGGACGAACCUAAGCUGAGUCGAACUUCUUCCAUAGAACGCCAAAAUACCCGUGAAAUGAAAGAUGAAUCUAGGUUAAGCCGAUCAGUUGACGAAGAACGUCGAAACUUCCGCGAUGUCAGAGCCGGACUGAGGUUAAGGCGAUCUGCUGAUGAAGAACGCAGACAUACUCGCGAAAAUCGAGAUGAAAUUCGAACCGGUAAUGAUGAACGCCAAAACUCCCGUGAAAUGAGAGACGAAUCUAGACUUAGCCGAACUGUUGCCGCAGAACGUAGGAAUUCUCGCGAAAUGAGCGACGAAUCCAGACAAGAUCGACCAGCUCUCGUGGAUCGCCGAAAUAUCCGCGAAAUGCGAACCGCAUCCAGACUAAGUCGAACUGCUGCUGUAGAACGCCAAAAUACCCGUGAAAUGAGGGACGAAACUAGAUUAGACUCAUCUUCUGAAACAAAACGCCAAAACUUCCGCGAUAUACGAAACUCUAGGUUCACCCGAUCUGUUGAUGGAGAACGCCGCAAUACCCACCAAAUCAAAGAAACUACAGACGAAGAACGCCGAAAUAUCCGCGACAUGAGAGUAGAACUCAGUAGAUUUGCUGGUUCAGAACAGAGGAAUUCUCGGGAAAUGAGGACUGAAUCUAGGCUAAGUCGAUCUGCUGACGUAGAACGUCAAAAUACCCGCGAAAUGAGGAGCACACCUCGGCUAAAUCGGGAUACAGAAUCAGAACGUCAAAACUACCGUGAAAUAAGACAGGAUUCUAGGUUAAGCCGAUCUGCUGAUGAGGAACGCCUGAACUUCCGUGAUGUAAGGGCCGGACUGAGACAAAGUAGAUCAAUCGACGUAGAACUAAGAAAUACCCGCAAAGUGAGGGACGAAUCUAGAUUAGGUCGAUCUGUUUCCGAAGAACGCCGAAACGUGCGUGAAAUAAGAGAAACUACUGAUGUCGAACGCCGAAACUUCCGUGAUUUGAGGAACGGAGUUCGACUAAGCAGAUCUGUUGACGCAGAGCGUAGGAAUUCCCGCGAAAUGAGGGAUGAAUCUAGGCUAAGCCCAUCGUCGGAAACAGAACGCCAGAACUCUCGUGAAAUAAAGGAAGAAUCAAGACUAAGCCGAACUGUUGAUAGAGAACGCCGAAAUACCCGCGAAAUGAGGGAAACUACUGAUGAAGAACGCAGGAACUUCCGUGACGUACGAGCCGGAGUGAGGCUAACCAGAUCUGUUGAUACAGAACGCAGACAAUCCCGUGAAAUGAGGGACGAGUCUAGAUUAGAUCGAUCCGCUGCCAUAGAACGCAGAAAUACCCGCGAAAUGAGGGAAACUACUGAUGAAGAACGCAGGAACUUCCGUGACGUACGAGCCGGAGUGAGGCUAACCAGAUCUGUUGAUACUGAACGCAGACAAUCCCGUGAAAUGAGGGACGAAUCUAGGUUAGAUCGAUCCGCUGCCGUAGAACGCAGAAAUACCCGCGAAAUGAGGGAAACUACUGAUGAAGAACGCAGGAACUUCCGUGACGUACGAGCCGGAGUGAGGCUAACCAGAUCUGUUGAUACAGAACGCAGACAAUCCCGUGAAAUGAGGGACGAAUCUAGGUUAGAUCGAUCCGCUGCCGUGGAACGCAGAAAUACCCGCGAAAUGAGGGAAACUACUGAUGAAGAACGCAGGAACUUCCGUGACGUACGAGCCGGAGUGAGGCUAACCAGAUCUGUUGAUACUGAACGCAGACAAUCCCGUGAAAUGAGGGACGAAUCUAGGUUAGAUCGAUCCGCUGCCGUGGAACGCAGAAAUACCCGCGAAAUGAGGGAAACUACUGAUGAAGAACGCAGGAACUUCCGUGACGUACGAGCCGGAGUGAGGCUAAGUAGAUCUGCUGACACAGAGCGCAGACAUUCCCGCGAAAUGAGGGACGACUCUAGGCUAAGUCGCAAUUCUCGUGAAGUAAGAGAUGAAUCCAGGCGAAGCCAAUUUGUUGAUUUAGAACGCCGUAGCAAAGUACAGCACGACAGACUAGAACUUAGCAGGAAAAAUGAAAAUAGGCAACGAGAGCUAGUUGAAGCUCGUUCGCAAAAUGUACUACUGUCCAGAAAUCGCGACCAGAUUUCAAUGAUAGUCAACAAAAUGGAAUCAGAAAAAGAAUUUACCACAGCUAACUGGCAAUAUGUUCUGUACACAUUGCAAGCUGCCUACUUGUGCGCCCUCUUCCUGCAGUUGCUGAAACCAAGCCACACAGAGAAGUCACAUAUCAGGAGUUUCAGUUGGCUGCCUGUGUCUUCUCACUACAACCCCAUCAAAGUGGACUAAACGGCGACGCUAUAUUGACAUUUAUAAUCUCUACAUGCUAAUGUUGUAAGCUUAUAGAAUAUAUUCAAUGUUAUUACGAUCUCUUAUUCUAAUAUAUUCCUAAAUAAUAAAUUAUCGUGUGUUAUAAUA